UCCCUGCCGUCAGCAUCCCGCGCGCUCACCUGCCCCGGGACUCUGUCAAACGCGCCACUUGUUUGUUUUUAACGGGAAUCUCAUUGGUCGAGCCCCGCACCUUUGGCACCUCAUAUGGAUUACUGAUAGCGUCUCCUGUCCCGUCGCCGUCUGAGGGAAGUGUGUGCGCCUUGUUUGUUUCACGGCGUUUCCGUCGUUAACGAAGUUCCACAUCCAAGACGGUCGGGACGGCCUGCCUGGAGCGCAGGAGGGGAUUAGAGAAGAGUCACCAGCUCCUCGGAGAUGAAGAGGCAUCACCCUUGUCUUCCUCAGCAGAGCGAUGGACGGAGAGAGAGCAGAGCCGGGGUGUAACUGGCGCCUGCAUGGAGCCCUGAUACACAGGGCAGAGAGCAGGUAAAUGGAGGAGCGGGACAGAAGCCGCUCCCCGUCCCGCAAGACCAGCCGGGUGGAGCAGGUGGUGGGGCGAUGGCUGCGGCGCUCCCGAGAUUUGGGCAGCAGAUCCCACUCUCUGACCAGGGAGAGGGGGUUGUUGGAUGGGAAGACGGCAGAGUGCAGCAGCUCUGAGCAGAGGAAUUACCCCUUCCGUUUCAAUGUCCAGAUCCAUCGGGACCCAAAUCUCAACUCUCAUGGCCUCACUCUCUCCUCCCAGACCCCCAUCCUGGUGCAGGACGUCACCUCAGGUGGUCCUGCAGAUGGCCGGCUCGUCCCUGGCGACCAGCUUGUGAAGAUCAAUAACGUCGCUGUCGAUGACCUGACCCCAGAACAAGCUGCUGAAAUAAUCAGGGAAUGCCAAGACACAGUGACGAUGACAGUCCUCAGGACAAUGAUGGGCCCAAAAUCUUCUUUCAUCACACCAGAGAAGAGGGCCAAGCUCAGGUCCAACCCUGUCAAAGUCCGUUUCGCUGAAGAAGUGGAAGUCAAUGGACACUCUCAGGGCAACGCGUUGCUCUUCCUGCCCAACGUGCUGAAGGUGUAUCUGGAGAACGGACAGACCAAGGCCUUCAAGUUUGAGCCCAGCACCACAGUUAAGGACAUUGUGAUGACGCUGAAGGAGAAGCUUUCUCUGUGCCGUAUCGAACACUUCUCCUUGGUGCUGGAGCAGCAGCACAGUGUCACCAAACUGCUGCUGCUACAUGAUGAGGAAAGGAUACAGCAGGUGGUGCAGAAGAGAGAGGCCCAUGACUACAGGUGUCUGUUCCGUGUCUGCUUCAUGCCCAAAGCCCCCCAGGACCUGCUGCUGGAGGACCCCACCGCCUUCGAGUACCUCUACCUGCAGGGGGUGAACGAUGUGCUACAGGAGCGUUUUGCCGUGGAGAUGCGCUGUAACACUGCCCUGCGUCUUGCUGCCCUGCACAUCCAGGAGAGGCUCGCUAGCUGUGGGCAGUCACCAAAAACCAACCUGAAGAUGAUCACGAAGACUUGGGGCAUAGAAAACUUUGUGUCAUCUACCUUGCUGAGGAACAUGCGGGAGAAAGAUCUGAGGAAGGCCAUUGGCUACCACAUGAAGAAGAGCCAAUCACAGCAGGAUCCCAAGCAGAAGAUCCUGUCAGCCAAUCAAGCACGGAUAAACUACCUGGAGGAGCUGAGCGACCUGAAGUCGUUUGGAGGGAAGUCCUUCAGUGCCACCAUGAUGCUCCAGGACAGGGAGUCGAUGGUGACCUUGUUGGUGGGGGCACGUUAUGGGGUGAGCCAGGUGGUCAACCACAAGCUGAGUAUCAUGACCACCCUCACAGAGUUCAGCAGCAUCACGCGCAUUGAGCUGCUGCCAGAGUCAGACAAGGUCAGCCUGGUGAAAAUAUACCUGCAAGACAUCAAGCCCAUCACAUUACUUUUGGAGUCAGUGGCGGCCAAGGAUUUGUCCUGUCUAAUAGCAGGGUACUGUCGUGUGUUUGUUGAGCCCAACCUCAACAUCUUUCCCUGGGCUGAAGACUCCAAGAAGCACAGAGUAUCUGCUGAGGAAGGUUAUGUGUCGCGGUGUGGCAGCGAUUCAGACAACUCCUCAGACCUGGACAUGGACCCUCUGGUCACCGUGGUGUCUCAUGAUGACAAACCCCGCCCUCGUAUCCGAUCCUCAUCAGACCCAGACGGAAGGAAACGGAAAGACAGGGAUCGGAAGAGACACAAAGAUAGUAAAGAGAAAGGAGAUAAACCUUGGGGGGUCGCAAAAGAAAAGGAUGCUGACACCGAGAAAGAAAAGUCUCUGCUACUCAAGAAAAGACAGGACAAGCAGGAAGAUGAAGAGCGCAAGGACAAAGCAGAGGAGGAGAAAGGAACAACAACUGAGAGAGCACACGGUUCUGGAGAAAUACAGAUUGAGAUAACGGGCAAUGAGUCAUGUGAAGGAGCGAAAGAAGGGGGUGCAAAAAAGAAGGGGGCAAGCGACAACGAGGGUGGUGGAGAAGAGGGCCAAGCAGCCGAUGAGCAGCCGUCUGCAUCCGAGGCGUCAGAUUCAUGUCGUACUGACUCGCGGGUCGUCACCAGCCCUUCCAGCGACUCCCUUGAUGCACUGGAGGAAGAUGACCUAAUUUCCUGUUCCUCUUCCGCCAUCCAUCCUCACCCUGACAGUCACCUUCAUUCUUCAUCGCUUCAUCCUUACCCCCAAACACACCCUAACCCCCACCUCCUCGCCCCUCCUCCUGCUCACUCCCACCCCUUUACCCAUCUCACAGGUAGCUCCACAAAUGAUGACAGGCUGGGCGACAGACAAGGACAAGGGAAGGGAGGAGGAGGGUGCAGGGGGGCAGGCGACGGAGCUGACCCCCACCUCCUACCUCCCAUCUCCUCCACCGGGAGUCUUGACAACAUGGAAACAUGUGCAGUCAACCCCCAUCCCGAUGACAACUCCCUGUGUUUUGCUGAGCUCUCCCGCCUCGUGGACUACCUGCCCAGUCCUCCAGAGGCCAGUGAGGAAGAGGAUGAUGAAGAGGAGGAACUGAGGAGGAGGAGGAUGUUGAACGAGAUGGAUGGGUCAGUGAGAAAAGUGGGUGAAGGCGGCGGAGCAAGCGGGGAGGGUAGUUUCGCACAACACCUGUUGUCCCCUUCCCCGUCCUCGCCCUCCUCCCGCGUGGAUUUUGUGUUUAACUUCGACCAGAGCGAUGCGCGCUGCUACUACAAACUCUGCUCCAAUGUUACACCUGACAGUGCUCGCAGCCUUCCCCGGCCCCUGCCUCACGCUGAGGGAGAAGAGGUAGAGGGGGAGGUGAAGGCAGAGCCAGAGGAGGAGGGAGGUCAGGCCAAAGCUGCAGUCGUGGAGCCUCUCCCCAUCCUUCACCCACCGCCUGGUUUUGGAGACAGCAGCUCUGACGAGGAGUUCUUCGAUGCCAGAGAUCACCUCACCUCACCUGAAGACCCGACCUCAGGGGCUGUGCCGAGAGAUUUUUCCACAGAGAUGAAACUGGACCUCCUAAGUAGGCUUAGCCUUAGUGACAUUGCCAUCUCUGUAGCAGAGGCAGAAGGGGAAGGAACAGAAACAGAAGACAUAAAGAAAGGAGAAGAAGAAGGAGGAGGGAGAGAAACAUUGUUCCAGCUCAGGAAGAGAUCUCGCAAGAGGAGGUCCUUCAUGGAAACUGAUUUCACCUCCAGGGUGUCAUACCCGGAGCCAGAUGUAGAUUCCAACCAGGAUAUGGUCUCAAACAGGCUUCACUGGAAACUUUUAGCACAAGCCGACGAUGGCCAGAUGCUCAGUUCAGAUCCAGAACCUUCAGAACAAACCCAAAACCCCUGUCCCACUGUCUCCUCCCUUACUCACUCUGAAGGGGAACCAGCCCAGCUUGAGUCAAAGCCCAUCCUGUCCAAACCCCGUCUCCAUGGGGCUGGGUCUCAGGAGCAGAACAGAGACCUAGGAGCUCCCUCCAGAGCCAAGAAGCAGGAGAUGGAGAUGGAACCUGAUUCGAUGGAAUACAAAUCAGUCACAGAUCUGGUGGAGGCGGCCUCUCCUUCCAUCACCGUUGUCCGUUGCAGGGUAGAGCCAGACGGGAAGGAAAGUGCUGACCGGAGGGGAGAUGGAAAGGAGGAAGGUGAGGGACAGGGUGAGAUAGGAGAGAGAAAAGGGGAAGGUGACAGAGACGAUCUAACAAGCGUGUCUGGGAAUGGACCAUUCACCAGUCAUAUGUUUUUGCCCGAGAUCAUUGAGGAGGAAGAUAAGGAUGAGGAAACUGGAAAUGAGGGGGUGAGGGAAGUGAGAGAGAACUCAUCCAGUUCAAAGAGACCACUCACAGGUGCUCAAAAGCAGCUAGAAGCUAACACAUUGGCUUUGUGUUUGAUACAGUUGAAUAUCAAGGGAAGCAAUGUUCGUAACAAAUCCCGACUAAGAAACCGAGAGCAAAGUUUAUAUGGACAGGAAUACAUGUCAGGGGAACUUGUGGAUGACGAUUUAAAGCCUCUGUCAUACUCACCACCACCCCCUCCACCCACCUCCCCUGUGCCUCCAUUGCCAGUUCUUCUCAAAUCCAACCCUGACACAGUGAGGGGAGAAGGAGACAGUGAGGACAUGGAAACCUCAUCCAAAAUGUCCUCUCCUAACCAUGAAGAAAGCGGUGAAGGCCAAAGUCCAGAGCUGCCAAGUAGUAAUCACAUCUACACUAACAAAGCACGAAUAGACUUUGAACUCCAAACCAAUGUUAAGGAGGAUGAUACAAUUAGUAUUGUUAGUACCAGGACAGCUAGUGACAGCAUCAAUUCUGACAGUGUUUUUGAUGAUGAUGAAGCGAGUAAUUCUUUAAAUGCAAGUUUGAGUGAUAAGAGAGCCGAGGGCAGCAGUGAUUCCACCACAGUUACAAAUAGCAUCAGUGCUAAUACAGGUACAGAAGGUAAUGUUGAGACCCAAACUGGUGCUCAGUGUCUUACUAUCAUAAACACUAACAGUGAAGCUCACACUAGCUCACAUUCUGGUGCAAGAAUUCACUCUGUUAAUUCUGAUUAUGCUCAUACUAUAAAUUCUAUCACAGCAAAGCUUGGAGCUGCAACAAGUGUUACAUCUCCUACAUUUAAUUCGGGCAUUACGUUAAAUAAAGAGGCUACAAGUAAAAUUGCCCCAUGCUCUAGUCAAAAUGUAGAUACACCCAAGAGUGAUUCCAUUAUCCUAGGUGUUGAGGCUAGCUCUAAGAAUAGUUCAGCCAAAGUUAAUGUUGAAACUACAGCUAAAGACAGUUUUGCCACUCCUGGUGUUAGUUUAGCAAAGGCAAACACGGCCAAAAUCCAUAAUAUCUCGAAACAGCCUCCUUCUCCAACUCACUUCCUGUUCCAGACAUGCUCUCCCAGCAUCAUGGGCCGCUUAUCAGCCUCCACACUUAGAGGCAAGAUUCAAAAGCUGCCCCUUUAUUUAUCUCGCUCCCAGGAAACCCUCAACCAAGUUGGGGUUGAGAGUAAAACCCCGUGUCCGACUGAAGACAUCAGCAGGGAUGAUACAGACAUCACCAUCAAAAUUACAGACGUUCAUGAUGUCACAAAAACAGUGGACCUUGAAACAGUCACAGAUCCAGAAGCACCAGAAUCAGAUGACUCUGAUGCAACAGUUACAGGCUCAGAUGUGGAGGGUGACCUUGUCGUGAAAACGACCACAGCUGAGAUUGCUCGUUCAGCGGUAUCAGAAGUGAAGGAAGUGAAGGAGAGGGUGGCGAUGGUCUCUGAAAGACCACCAUUGCCUGUCCAGACUGAACCCAAACCAGCGCACCAAAGUCAGCCUCUGUCUCCUGGGCUUAACAACGACACACCAGGACCAAUAAUACAGCCUCCAAGCUCCAUAGUGGGCAACCUAGACUUCCAAAGAGAUACCCCAGGUCCAAAGAUGGACACUCCUGGCCCUAUAAAAGAGGCUCCAGAAUCAAAGAGGACACUCACAGGCCCAAGAACAGAAAUUUCAGGUUAUAAAAUGGAUAAUCAGUCACCUUACACACCCCCUCCAAUAGUGGUGACCACACAGAAUCUAAAUGGACCAGGAGUCUCUUUUCAUAAUCAGUCAGAGAAAGUAAGAAGGACCAGUAGCGACAGGCCCCUAAUGGGCCUCUGUAGGCCUACAGGAGAGAAGUCAGACUCACUGAAAGCACUUUCCUCAGGCUGUGGGGUGUUUGCUAUCUGUGAGGAACCGUCACAGACAAAGACUGCAGCCCAGAUGGGGUCUACCUCACCCUUGAAGCCUGGUUAUGGCUGCAGUUCUGUGCUGGCGUCUGGGUGUGAAUCAGUAGUGGAGGGGAUACAGGUACCAGUGGAUGCUUGUAGUUGCCCAGCGGCCUAUACCAACUGCUUCAGUGGAGGGGACAGUUUCGAUGAUGAGCUGACAGUCUAUGAGUUCUCUUGCCGCACACAGAUCAGCGAUGUGACCCAAACUUCUGGAGCAGGUCUUCCUCUUAUGACAACUCCCCCUGGUCCUUCUUUUCUCUCCUCCUCCCCAACCUUUCCCCCCUCCUCCCUCUCUCCCUCCUUUCCACGAUCUGUCCUUUUUUCCUCUACUGCCUCGGAGCUCAGCCCUCUCCUAUCUCCGCUGUCUGAAGCCUCUGACUGCUUACUGUCUCAAACGCACAAAGACACCAUCAACAGGCUAAGCCAGCAGCGAUACCCAGAGCCCCCCGCAGGCUUCCAAAUACUCCGUGGUGACGUGGAUCAACUCAUCUCCAUCCUGGAAGGGGGAGGCUCUGACCGGUCUGGGGGAGGUCGUGGUGGCCGCCACCCCAGAGACACCUGCCCUGCACACUUUACAGAGAACAAGCAGGUGCUUCAUAUAGAGGCGCGGCAGCUAAUGGCAAGCUGCCAGAAAGUGGUGGGAGUGGGGCAGACCCCAGAGGAAAUGCUCCUCUUCCUAGCUGACAGUUUCCGGACCCUGGUGGAGCUGGCAGGGGUGUGCCUCUGGUUCUCUGGCUGUGACCGGUGUGACCGGAGGAAUGCAGAGGCAGUUGCAGGUCUUGCAGAUGUUGCACGUUCGUUCAGGGACUUUUGUCUGGCAGCAGAGCGUGCCAGUGGCAAGCGGAGCUGCCAGGACCUGAGCACGAAGCUGCUAGCCAAACAGUGCACGGCGCUCACUGCAUCCGUCUUCUGCCUCACACAGGUGUUCCGCACCCUCACUGCACUAUGAGUGGACCAUGGCAUCAAAAGCUUUUAAAAUGACCUUGAAACCACCUCUGAUCUCUGUCUUCAGCUACAUGGGAUUAACAGGAAGACAGCAGCCACUGUACGUGUGGGCAGUUUGACCUGGAAUAGCUGACAUGUUAGAGGGGCUGUAAACAGUGAGGUGAUUUUACCUUGGAGACAUGCUCGUGCAACAGAGCUCCAUGAUAGCUCACAUGAUCACAACGACUCUCUGAUAUUUAAGAGCAAAUUCUUGAUAUCAUAAAUCACCAGGGAGAGAUCUCAGUGCCCUUUUAUGCAGUUUAAGUUAACUUAGCUGGGCAUAGAUUGGUGAGGUGCAUGUGGUUACCAACUGUAUGCUGUGCACAUACUGUAGUCCACAAACACUCAAAUCAGCCAACCACUGGACUUUAGACUGAAAUAACGUUGCAAGUUGCAAAAGGAGAACCUGCCUGCAUUCCAGUAUUGAGGAACUGAUAUACUUGAAUGUAUUCUAUGUUAUUUAUUAUGUUUUAUUAAUUUAUCAUAUUCAUAUGUUAUUUGUUUGAUGAUUACUGCAGUGUGUUAAUGUGCAAGUGAGGAAUGUAAAGACAGGGAAACAAGAAUUUCAGGAAUGUUUACAGGCAUAGUUGUAGAUUGUGGGAAAGAGGUGUACCAGAUUAGUAGACCCUUGACACACAGACACACACACACACACACACACACACACAGAGUCAUCACUGGAUCAUCCAGUUUUAUAAGCCUUUUGUUUGACUGACUGGUCAUUCUAAGAUGACUAAAAUUUGUGUUUGCACCUCUGACCUUCUGGCAUGAUAUGAAGCAGUCCUGUUUACUGAUGCUUUCAUCUUUUUCAUACAUCAGUCAUUUGCCAGGCUAUCAAUGAGGAGCUUUCUGAAUGUUUUUGAUUGUUUACAAAACCAAAAAAAAAAAAGAGAGCAAGAAAUGACGCAUUUGAUGAAAUCAAGUCAGGUCCCAUUUCUGUUUCACACUAUUGGUAUGGACUGAAGAAUACAGUUUAAGUGUGAUGUGCUAUAAUAUGAUAUGAUUUGAGUUGAUUAUGUAGUGUUAGGAUCAUGAAAGCCUAAAGCUGAGUUUUGCAUUUUAUAAAUCAAGUAGCAGAAUGCUGAUGUAUGCGCACUGUAUGACUUUUUGAAACAACUGUUACGGUUGGGGUCAUUCUCACAUUAACUUUUUUUUGUCAUUUUGCAGAGACAUUUGGUAUAAUUUAUGGAGAAACAAUACAUUUGCUUGCUUUUCUCUUGUUUGCCAGCUCUCCAACACUCAUAUAGACGAUUGCCCAGUUCAAAUACCGUACCUCCAGUGAACGCUCCAGUGGAUGAUCGUAUGGCUGUCAAUCACUGGCUGUCUUUUGUUUUCCUGAAUGUAUUUUUUCUGUUUAGUUAUUUGCACCAAGAGCAAAAAUCUAAGUUCUCAUAUUAACUUGGUGAAGAAAAGCAGCAAGGCAUUUAGUUAAUCAGAGCAUAACAUGAUAUAAACAUUUCAUAGUAGGGAGAGACAAAUCAAGGGAAAAGGGAGUACAGAGAGUGAAGAGACAGUGUCACAAUCCAAAAAAAAAAAAAAAAAAAAAAAAAAUCAAACCUUCUACAGUUUCCGCUAGAUUUGUCCUCCAUUUUCAGCAGAAGGGACUUUUAGUACUUUAGGAUACACCGUCCCCCAAAUUAAAAAAACAGAAUUAGCUUUCCCUUCAUGGCCUUAUACAUAGUGGUAUGCCAGUGAUUGAGCCUGCACACAGGUAGCCAGCCAGCUCAGGAAUAUACUAUAGAAUAAUGAGUUUAUCUGCAGAUGCUUUGUCUGCCCUUGAACUACACAGUGUGUGGGAGGGUCUCAGAGAAACGUCCACCAAUUCAAACUGUUCCAGUCACUGGUUGAAGGCCAGUCAUUGGAGUUCCUCAUAACUCAUCACAACCACACCAUAACUGAGAUUUACGUUGGUUGUAUUGCUCCAGUUUCACUUGGAAUGUUUUUUAAAAGAGAGAGAAUUGACACUCAUUUGACCUGCAUGUUCACCGACGGAAAUUAAACACUGAAAAUCACCAUUCUACAGUGACUGGGAGCACCUCAUAUUACAGACAAUACUUCAGUAUAUGUUUUGAAUGGCAACAGUGGCGAAAAACCUUUAUUUUUCAAAUUUUACUAUGUUUACAUGUUUUGCUUCCUUUAGUUUCACAGAAUUUACUUCCCUGUGUUGCAUUCCCAAAUUGCAGAAAGGAAAUUAAAUACUUCUCACAGAGUCUCCAUGAGGAUGUUGCCCCAAAGGCUGGAAAAUGUUUUGUUUGUUUGUUUGGUUGUUAAUUUUUUAAUCAUCAUCUGUGCUCACAAAGCAUGCGUUAAUAAUAAGCCAUAAAAUGCAUUGUUGUUUUAUCAGGGAUUUUAUCUGUGAAUGACUGCUGUGAAUGAUCUGCUCUUGCUUUGUAAUGCUCAUCUCCCACCUAUUAAAAACAAUGUAAAGAUUU
Molecule: messenger RNA, 9533 nt
Organism: Myripristis murdjan (pinecone soldierfish)
Lineage: Eukaryota; Metazoa; Chordata; Actinopteri; Holocentriformes; Holocentridae
Gene: frmpd1a
Product: FERM and PDZ domain containing 1a
Exons: 16
Coding region: 398-7066 (2222 amino acids)
Cellular component (GO): cytoskeleton
Molecular function (GO): protein binding
Source: RefSeq, a predicted model, not a curated record